AAGAGAAAGUUGGGACUCACGCAUUCCAUCCUUCGGCGGCUCGAACCGACAUUUCUAUAAAAGCGAACGUCAGCCCAACAGUAGCACACCAUUCAUCUACAACCCAUCGAACCGAACACGCACAAUGAAGCUCAUGCUCGUUCUCUGCUCGCUAGGAGCGCUGCUCCAAGCGUCGAUCGCCACACACGACAUCAACGUGCCGGUGCUGGUACCGGUGCCCCACAUCAAGAAGGUCCCGUUCAGCAUCCCCAAGAUCGAACGCACCAAGGGCGAAAUCAUCAAGCACGUACCGGAAGCGGUCAUCAAGCGCGUCCCGGUGGAGAAGCACGUUGAGGUGGAGAAGGAGGUGGAGGUGGUGAAGCAUGUGCCCGUCACGAAGGAGGUUGUGGUCGAGCGGCCGGUUGAGGUGAUACGCGAAGUUCCGAUCGAGAAGGUGGUGAUCGAAAAGGUCGAGGUACCGUACGAGGUGAUCAAGCACGUGGAAAAGAUCAAGCACAUCCCGGUCGAGAAGCACAUCGAGGUGAUCAAGGAGGUGGAGGAGAUCCGCGAGGUACCGUACAAGCGGUACGUGUUCAACAAGAAGCCCUUCCCGGUGCCGUACAACGAGCCGGAGGAGGUACAGGUGCCGUACACCGUGCCGGCACCGGUCGCACCGGUUGUCGCUGUGGUUGAACCGGCGGAACCGACGCUGAAGGAGAAGUUCCACAAUCUGCUACCGCAGGCAGGCAGCUAUCUGCCCGAUCCGGUAGGAUUUUUCAAGAAAAUGGUGAACCAUUAAGAAUUGAUGGCGUGGAAUGGCGUGGAAUGAAACUUGAAUAAAGAUAUUUAUUAUACCAGAUAACAAAACUAGAAAAAAACUUUCGUAUGUUUUUGUAUUGUAUAAUUAUUAUUUUAAAUAUUUUAUUGUAUGAUGAUAAACAGGUUUUGGUAAGCAAUAAGGCCAAGUC
Molecule: messenger RNA, 947 nt
Organism: Anopheles stephensi (Asian malaria mosquito)
Lineage: Eukaryota; Metazoa; Arthropoda; Insecta; Diptera; Culicidae
Product: mantle protein-like
Exons: 2
Coding region: 125-778 (217 amino acids)
Source: RefSeq, a predicted model, not a curated record